Molecule: messenger RNA, 1797 nt
Organism: Vitrella brassicaformis
Lineage: Eukaryota; Vitrellaceae
Source: the annotation of a GenBank genome assembly
UCACCACACCCAUGCUUCAACUUCAUGACGCCGACAUGCAUCAACAGCAGACCAACUGGCCCGCUCCAUCCUUGCAUCAACAUGACAACCAACCACAGCCGUGACAUCAACAUGACAUCAGCCAAGCAAGCAACCAACCCGUACUGACACCUCAUGAUUCAUCCGUUCAUCGCAUUCGAUUGGGAUGAAAAAAUACGAUGGAUGGAUGCAUCACUGGCAUCGCAUCACGGUAGACAGAGAGCCUUCAAUAUCAUGUCCAUACACCGCUGCCUGUCGCGCAGCCAGCUUUUGUCUACCGCACACCGCAGACCCCUAAAGACAUCUUCACAUCCCUUUGCGCAUCGCCGACAAAUCACACCCACACCAUACCCCGAUCGAUGACGUCACUCUGCAGGUCAAAUCGCUUCAGAACACUGCGCCAUAAGGGCGCUGACACCGGGAAACGCUCAUCGAGGGACGCAGGCGCGUCAGCAGCAGCCGACUCGGUCGUUAACAGGCCGAUGCCCCCCACCCCAGCAGCACAAAGGCAGCGACUGUGUCACUGGGGCGAAAGCCGCUCACGACCACACGACGGGCGGACCGUGGAUCCGCUUGAUUUAGGUCUCCGCCGUCACAGCGAUGGUCAGCUGUGAUGCCCAUGUGCUCGGGGAUGUCGCCGGCUGUCAGCAGCCUCAGAUAACAGGGGUCGUCACAACCGAUGGAUCCCCACAACACCUCCUUCUCUCCCACUCCCUCCUGAUCAGACCACCAUAUCAGAACCAUCCACGUGAGGAAUGACGUGAAGGAGCGAAGGAGCCAGACGUAGUCCCGGACGACGGGGUCGCUCUUCUUGUAUGUGCUGCGGUAGGGAUGGUCGGCGGGCAGCUCGCCCAACGGCACCACAAGAAACGACCAAUCGCCGAUGCGAUACUCUCCGUUGGCGGCUCGCCGCAGCGCCAGGCUCUGUCCUCUGUGCGUCAGUUGAUGUCCGAUCAGCCGAUAGAUGGCGAUAGCUAGCGGCAGCGAAUCAAAGGCCGACUUGCUGUGCAGCUGAGCCACUGACAGCACCAGGGGCAGCCCAUUGGGGGUCAGCCGAUAAAUGGCGGCCAGCCGGACAGCCAUGUCCAUCAGACGCCACUCACUGCCGCCCUGCUCCAGCACAAAUAGGCAUCGCACCAAGUAGCCGAAGCGCGUCAGCCGUCGGCCGGCGAGCCGUCUUGCGCACGCCCUCAGCCGCUGCAAGCAGCCCAGAAUCAUGUCGAUAAGGCCGCCAGGCUGAUUGGGAGAGGGCGUGGUGCGGUCGACGUCGAUAAGGCCAGUGAGUCCAUGGCGGCUGAGGAGGGCGUCAAUGCGCUGCAGAAGCAACUCAGCCGUGAUCACCGCUGCGUGUGAUCUGCCGGUGGCUCGAGCGGCAACAAGCUCACAGACGGGAAGGCACGGCAGCACAACGCUGCGCCACAGCUCAGCAGGCACCGAACCACUCAUCAGCAGCGAUGGCCUUGACGCCUCAAUCAAACUCCAUACAGCCGGGGAAUGAAGAUGACGCACAGAUGUAGCGCUGCCCAGUGCCGACAGAUGGUUGACGAAAAGGGAGAGAUGACGGCGCUCCUCCCCUGGUUCUGAGCUAGGGCUGAGAGCGCACAACAGAUUUCCAACAGCAAGUACGCGGUCACCGAUGGCUGAUGCGGUGCCUGUGGAGGUCUGGCGGGAGUGUGUGUUGUCAUACCUGGCAGUGACAGACGUGGUUUGUGCCCUGCGCAACAGCUGUCGUGCCGUGGGGAGCUCUGUGGUGACGCCUGCCGUACUCGUGGGUCGCAU